AUGCUGGCGCUGCACAGAAUAAAAAGAAUAAGCAACGCCCAUCGCCUACUGCUGAACGAAGAGAGAAACAAGAUUCACGUGCCCAUACAUGAGCAUGAAGAGUUCCUACCAAACAAUAACAGCAAAGCGUGCAGGAAUAAGUACAAAAAGGUAGGCAAUCUGCACAGAAUCAUCCACAACGGAGUGCUAAAAGGGCACAGAAAUGUGUAUUUUUACAAAUGCCUACUGCGAAUUGCGGAGAAGAGGAGAAAUGAUCUGAGUUUACACCAAAUAAAUAUAAUUUUAAAAGCACUCCUACAAGGCAAGAUUUACCGAUAUGUCUCAUUUCACUCGUUUGAGAUGCCCAUUUUGAAUCACCUAAACUGGUUGAGCCGAUUGAUUAACCAUGUGGAGGAAGGUAGCUUUAGUGGGAGAGGAAAAACUCAGCAGAGCAGGAACGAACCCCUCACGAUCAGUCACGCUGAUCACACUAACGGGAAGGCAGCAGAUAAGUACAAGAAAUUCCUUUUCAGGGACCCAAUACACACGUUAGGAAAACCCCAGCUGAGGGAGGGAGACCCUUCCAAAGUGAAGGAAAUAAUUUCAGACCAAUUCGACAUCAUAGUUGAUAUAUUAAGAAGCUACUUAAAAGUUCUGAAUUUCGAUUUCUGCUUUUUAAGCCAAAGGAUGUUCUUCUUCAUAAUUACAAAUUGCCAGUACCUACCGCCUGGGCAGAAUUUAAUGUCCAUUUGGGGCAUGUACGUGAAAAGAGUUUUCACCAAUCACCGCGGGGUGAGCCCGAAGGAUGUGUGUCCUCCCCAAAUGGGUACAAACGAACAAUUCGGUGGAGAUUCCACUGCGUAUCUUUUUACCCCCCCCGUUAGUGCACCCCCAGGGGAAGGAGCAGCAAUGGGUAAGCUAUAUAAAUAUAAGUACACUCAAAACAUUCACGCAAAGACCGUGAGAAACUACACCCUUGCUUUUAAAAAUGAGAAAAGGAAGAAACGGGGAGGAAAAAAGGAACAUUCUUGUACCCCCCUAUUUUGUAAAAACGGAAAUCUCACUCUUUGCAAAUAUAUGGUCAUGCUCAUUUUGAAGCAGGACAAAUUAGCUACCUACUGCAAGCUGGUAAAACAGAAAAGGAUACAAAAAAGGCCACAUUACAAAAAUGCAUACCUUUCAAAUGGCUAUUUGUACAAAAUGAAGAACACAAACAUGGUGUUGGAUUUCCAGUCGACGAAGUAUUUAAUUAAAGUAGCGUUCGUGCACAAUCGGGCAUUCCUCCGAGAGGAAGGGUUCCCCAAGGAUUUGGUCACGAAUAGACAAUUCCUGCGCAGCGUUUCCAACUGGAUGUCGAAGCUCAACGUGAAGUGUCGCCUCCUUAGCGGGGGUAUAAACCGGGAUUGA
This is a messenger RNA of Plasmodium inui San Antonio 1, 1386 nucleotides long. RefSeq lists its product as hypothetical. The coding region runs from base 1 to 1386 and encodes 461 amino acids. The record is from RefSeq and is a predicted model, not a curated record. The transcript has a single exon. NCBI's taxonomy places the organism in Eukaryota, Apicomplexa, Aconoidasida, Haemosporida, Plasmodiidae.